ACCGGAGACACCUCCCACUUCCACCAGCAUUUGAAAGUCACUUCCUCCAUGUGAUGUACUUGAACCUACAUUCCCCUCUGAGUCCUCAUUCUGCUGGCAGGGUGUCUGCUGCACCGCUGAAACUCCUCGAGCCGAAUCGCCCCCGCGCGACUCCCAGUUCACCAUGUCCAGGAAGGUUGUGAGGACCAGUAAGUUCCGUCACGUCUUUGGUCAGGCUGUGAAAGCGGACCAGUGCUACGAUGACAUCCGAAUCUCCCAGAUGACAUGGGACAGCAACUUCUGCUCUGUUAACCCCAAAUUUGUGGCCAUGAUUGUGGAUGCCAGCGGUGGAGGAUCCUUCAUCGUGCUGCCCCUGAACAAGACAGGACGUAUCGACAUGUCCUACCCCACCGUGUGCGGCCACACGGGACCGGUCCUGGACAUCGAGUUCUGUCCUCACAAUGACAACAUCAUCGCCAGUGGCUCAGAGGACUGCAGUGUCAUGAUUUGGGAGAUCCCAGACGGCGGGCUGAUCUCGCCACUCACAGACCCCGUCGUCAAGCUGGAGGGCCACUCCAAGCGUGUGGGCAUCCUGAGCUGGCACCCCACCGCCCACAAUGUGCUGAUGAGUGCAGCCUGCGAUAAUGUGGUCAUCCUGUGGAACGUGGCUUGCGGGGAGGCCGUCGUGAGGAUCGACAGCGUGCACACCGACCUCAUCUACAGCGCCUGCUGGAACAGGGACGGCUCCAGGAUCCUCACCUCCUGCAAAGACAAGACCAUGCGGGUGCUGGACCCACGCAAGGGCACCGUCCUCAUCGAGAAGGAGAAGCCUCAUGAGGGCUCCCGGCCUGUCAGGGCCGUGUUCAUGUCCGACGGGAAGAUCCUCAGUACGGGCUUCAGCCGCAUGAGCGAGAGACAGGUGGCGCUGUGGGACCCGAAGAACUUUGGAGAGCCGCUGACCCUGCAGGAACUGGACACCAGCAGUGGUGUCCUUCUGCCAUUUUACGACCCAGACACCGGAAUCGUCUACCUCUGUGGCAAGGGGGACAGCAGUAUCCGUUACUUUGAGGUGACGGAUGAAGCUCCCUAUGUCCACUACCUGUCCAUGUUCAGCAGCAAGGAGAGCCAGAAGGGGAUGGGAUACAUGCCCAAGAGGGGUCUGGAGGUCAACAAAUGUGAAAUCGCCAGGUUCUACAAACUCCAUGAGAGGAAAUGUGAGCCCAUAGUCAUGACGGUGCCUCGCAAGUCUGAUCUGUUCCAGGAGGAUCUGUACCCAGACACCAUCGGCCCCGAGCCUUCGGUCGAAGCUGACGAGUGGUUUCAAGGAAAAGAGGCUCCUCCGAAUCUGAUCUCUCUAAAGGACGGGUUUGUAGCAACCACCAAAGCCAAGGAGUUCAAAGUUCACAAGAGUCUCCUGAAGACCACGACCGCCUCUGCAGGGAAUCAGCAGGACAGCAGCGGGGAGGUCCAGUCCUUGAGAAAGGAGGUGAAGGAGCUCAGAGCAGCGAUGGAGGAGCUGACCAAGCGUGUGAAAGAGCUGGAGAGCAAGUAAACUACAAGUCAAGAAGAAGUCAAGAGAGAAGCAGUGGAGCAAACUAAGACUGUUGUAACUUCUGAUUGUAGUGAGACAAAGGGAGACAUUUCAGACAACAGUUGGAAAAACAAAAAACAACAAAGAAACUUCAUUUUUCUUUAAACUUGAAUUUGUUUAUUUGGUUUGUCCAAUCAGUUUAAAAAAAUCCUAUUUUAAUAUAUGCUUUUAGUUUGAAAUAAAGUCUUCUGUAUUUUCAAAA
Messenger RNA from Scatophagus argus, 1772 nucleotides. It is a transcript of the gene coro1a, whose product is annotated as coronin, actin binding protein, 1A. Bases 164 to 1531 code for a protein of 455 amino acids. Lineage: Eukaryota; Metazoa; Chordata; Actinopteri; Scatophagidae. The record is from RefSeq and is a predicted model, not a curated record. Gene Ontology annotation, molecular function: actin filament binding. Gene Ontology annotation, biological process: actin filament organization; cell migration. The transcript is spliced from 11 exons.